Molecule: messenger RNA, 1604 nt
Organism: Marchantia polymorpha subsp. ruderalis
Lineage: Eukaryota; Viridiplantae; Streptophyta; Marchantiopsida; Marchantiales; Marchantiaceae
Source: the annotation of a GenBank genome assembly
GCAGGCGCAUGGCAUGGAGUGCCCUUGAAAGCAUGCCGGCAACCGUAGGGUCGUGCUACCCCCGGGCUGCGAAGAGCAAUCCGUAAAAUUUGUAGAAAAUUUCGACUUUGCAAGACCUGGACGGACGCCGAACCAGGUGCAUGUCGAUGAAAGUCGUUCAGACCUAGUGGAACGAGAAUCUGUCAGCUCCCAAGCAAGCUUGCGUGCGUGGGAUCAGUUGGAGUGGCUGUGGCUGUGGCUGGAUCCGGGAGGAGCACUCAGGGCUGCAUGGUCUCGUGAUUGAAGGGCUCAGGGCAUAGAUUGGUCGGUCGAUCGUUCGAUCAGGCAGAUUCCAGCGUUGGCAUCAGUCGGAAGAAGCUGAAGAAGAGAAGAUGGGCGAGAGGGACGGCCUGAGGCAGAGCUUUUUAGAUCCAGAAGAAGGGCAGAGGCCGGACGGGCCGGAUGACGAUUCGAGCGGAUUGAGUGAACAAUUUGCCCGAGUGGCAGAUGCGUGGCGGAAGCAGAGACAGUCCGAAUGGCUGCAGUUCGGGACGAGCACGACGGAGCUGGAAGAGAGCAGGGCGCCGUGGAGAAAAGAGCUGGGCGAAGCUCUGGAAGCCACGCCGGCGCACGUGGUCAUCGUGGUUCUGCUGCUGGUGGAUCUGCUGGCGACGGUGGUGGACAUACUGAAAACGGUUCACAAUAAGACUCACGAUCUGAGCACCUGUACUGCUUACUUGCAGGAAUGCCAAUGCGUGCAGGACUUCGAGAAAUCGGAGUCCUGGGAAUUUCUGUACUGGAUCUCCAUCAGUAUUUUGAGCAUUCUGGCGCUGAAUAUUGUGGGCCUGUUGGUGGCCUUCGGCACCGCCUUCUUCCGCCACCCUGGAUAUGUCCUGGAUCUCGUGGUGGUCGGUACUGCUCUUGUGUUGGAGAUCUUCCUGGAUUCCGACACCGUGGGUUUGUUGAUAGUGUUGACUCUGUGGCGCAUCGUCCGAGUAGCCCAUGGCAUAUUUGAGGUGACUGACGAAGCUUGGGAGAAGCAGAUCGAUACGUUCAAGGAGCAACUCAAGGCUGCAGACUCCAAACACUACGCAGAUCAAGAGCUCCUUCGACAAAAGGAUCAACAGAUUGCCGAGCUGAGUGGACAGCGCAAUGGGCAGGAGAAUCAGUACUACUGACUCCCCCGCGUUGCGACCCCCAGGCACUGAAACUCGUGUCGGGCCGGAUCUCUGCCAUACUCGCUACAAGGACCUGGAAAUUCUCGUCUCUCGGGCUUUGGCGAAGCUAGCGAUCGCCUCGUACGUUCUGCGAGUCUUCCGUCGAUGAGAAAAAGCAGAAGCCAUGAGAAGUGACUGUCAGUCCCGUUGGAUGCGAGAGUUGGUGUGCUUCUCUUGAAUAACUUCUGCAGUUCGAAGUUAGAGACGGUAGAGAAACGGGCAUAUUGCUCGGGUUGUUUAUGACUUUGCGAAUCUUGUUUCCUCACGUGCUUUCCCCCCAUACUCAUCAGCUGACAACAAUCUUUCGUUUUAAAUCUAGACUUCAGGUGUCUUUUUCGUUAAAAUCUGUCGUUGUUUACUGGUACUGCUGGCAACAAGUAAUAAUAUCCUCCUCUUCAACUUCUCGCG